Molecule: messenger RNA, 9850 nt
Organism: Sardina pilchardus (European sardine)
Lineage: Eukaryota; Metazoa; Chordata; Actinopteri; Clupeiformes; Clupeidae
Product: receptor-type tyrosine-protein phosphatase eta-like
Exons: 36
Coding region: 866-7135 (2089 amino acids)
Biological process (GO): peptidyl-tyrosine dephosphorylation involved in inactivation of protein kinase activity
Cellular component (GO): signaling receptor complex
Molecular function (GO): protein binding; protein tyrosine phosphatase activity
Source: RefSeq, a predicted model, not a curated record
AGGUCUGACCAGUGCAACCAGGAACAGACGGAGCACUGGCGGGAACACCAGCCCCUCCACCCCUAGUCACGACACAUCUGAAGGAAGUGGUCUGACCAGUCCAAUCACGGACAGCUGGAGCACUGACAGCAACACCAGCCCCUCCACCCCUAGUCACGACACAUCUGAAGGAAGUGGUCUGACCAGUCCAAUCACGGACACCAGCCGGAGCACUGACGGGAACACCAGCCCCUCCACCCCUAGUCACACAACAUCUGCGCCCCCUGGACCUAUCAGUGAUCUGAGCGCUGGGACUCUAAACACCACAGCAAUUAAGCUGGAAUGGAACAAACCAGAGAACUACCAGAAUACUUACCAGUACCAAGUCCAGACCUCUGGCUGUAUAUCUCCAACCCGCAACACCACAACAACACAGGAAGAGGUCAUCAUAACCAACCUGCCUACAGGAACCAAUUGCACAUUCAGUAUCUCUGCCGAGGUUAAUGGCGCCAGGGGAGUGGAAGUCUCUGUCUCCAAUUAUACCUGGCCAGAGACUGUGCAGCCGCUCAUCUCAAACCAGUCCAACAACUCCAUCACAGUGUCAUGGAAUGCUCCUGAUGGAAAUGUGGAGUUCUAUGAGGUUCUCCUGAACAGCAGCAGCAACAGCAGCAGUAGUGUUCUACUGAACUCAAGUCACAGCACCUAUGAGUUUCAGAACCUGACAGCUGGAAAGAUAUACACAGCCACAGUCCUAACAAAGAGUGGGAUCUUUAGUGAAAAGUCUGAGCAAGUUACCAAUGCAACAUAUCCCAAUCCUCCAGGAAGCAUCAACAUAACCAAUGCAACUACAAACUCCAUUUCUAUUGUGUGGGCUCCAGCCCCCUGGAUGGAGAACUCAGACGAUUUUAGCUACACUGUCACCAUCAGUAAUUCUUCCUUGCCCAGAGAGUUUAAUACCCAAAUCACAUCCCAGGACCUGACAGACCUUAUACCAGGAACAUAUUACAACAUCUCUGUGAGAACAACUGGACCACUCGGCUUCCAGAGUGAACGUGUUGUGAAAAACGCUUUAACAAGGCCAGAGACUGUGCAGCCGCUCAUCUCAAACCAGUCCAACAACUCCAUCACAGUGUCAUGGAAUGCUCCUGAUGGAAAUGUGGAGUUCUAUGAGGUUCUCCUGAACAGCAGCAGUAACAGCAGCAGUAGUGUUCUACUGAACUCAAGUCACAGCAGCUAUGAGUUUCAGAACCUGACAGCUGGAAAGAUAUACACAGCCACAGUCCUAACAAAGAGUGGGAUCUUUAGUGAAAAGUCUGAACAAGUUACCAAUGCAACAUAUCCCAAUCCUCCAGGAAGCAUCAACAUAACCAAUACAACUACAAACUCCAUUUCUAUUGUGUGGGCUCCAGCCCCCUGGAUGGAGAACUCAGACGAUUUUAGCUACACUGUCACCAUCAGUAAUUCUUCCUUGCCCAGAGAGUUUAAUACCCAAAUCACAUCCCAGGACCUGACAGACCUUACACCAGGAAGAUAUUACAGCAUCUCUGUGAGAACAACUGGACCACUCGGCUUCCAGAGUGAACGUGUUGUGAAAAACGCUUUAACAAGGCCAGAGACUGUGCAGCCGCUCAUCUCAAACCAGUCCAACAACUCCAUCACAGUGUCAUGGGACGCUCCUAAUGGACGUGUGGAGUUCUAUGAGGUUCUACUGAACAGCAGCAGCAACAGCAGCAGUAGUGGUCUACUGGACUCAAGUGCCAGGUCCCAUAUGUUUCAGAACCUGACAGCUGGAAAGAUAUACACAGCCACAGUCCUAACAAAGAGUGGGAACUUUAGUGAAGAGUCUAAACAGGUUACCAGUGCAACAUAUCCCAAUCCUCCAGGAAGCAUCAACAUAAACAAUACAACUACAAACUCCAUUUCUAUUGUGUGGGCUCCAGCCCCCUGGAUGGAGAACUCAGACGAUUUUAACUACACUGUCACCAUCAGUAAUUCCUCCUCGCCCAGAGAGUUUAAUACCAAAAUCACAUCCCAGGACCUGACAGACCUUACACCAGGAACAUUUUACAACAUCUCUGUGAGAACAACUGGACCACUCGGCUUCCAGAGUGAACGUGUUGUGAAAAACGCUUUCACAAGGCCAGAGACUGUGCAGCCAUUCAUCUCAAACCAGUCCAACAACUCCAUCACAGUGUCAUGGAAUGCUCCUGAUGGAAAUGUGGAGUCCUAUGUGGUUCUACUGAACAGCAGCAGCAGCAGUAGUAGUAGUGUUCCACUGGACUCAAGUGCCAGGUCCCAUAUGUUUCAGAACCUGACAGCUGGAAAGAUAUACAAAGCCACAGUCAUAACACAGAGUGGGCGCUUUAGACAAGAGUCUGAGCCAGUGACCAAUGCAACAUAUCCCAAUCCUCCAGGAAGCAUCAACAUAAACAAUACAACUACAAACUCCAUUUCUAUUGUGUGGGCUCCAGCCCCCUGGAUGGAGAACUCAGACGAUUUUAACUACACUGUCACUAUCAGUAAUUCCUCCUCGCCCAGAGAGUUUAAUACCAAAAUCACAUCCCAGGACCUGACAGACCUUACACCAGGAACAUUUUACAACAUCUCUGUGAGAACAACUGGACCACUCGGCUUCCAGAGUGAACGUGUUGUGAAAAACGCUUUCACAAGGCCAGAGACUGUCCAGCCGUUCAUCUCAAACCAGUCCAACAACUCCAUCACAGUGUCAUGGAAUGCUCCUGAUGGAAAUGUGGAGUCCUAUGUGGUUCUCCUGAACAGCAGCAGCAGCAGCAGCAGUAGUGUUCCACUGGACUCAAGUGCCAGGUCCCAUAUGUUUCAGAGUCUGGCAGCUGGAAAGAUAUACAAAGCCACAGUCAUAACACAGAGUGGGAUCUUUAGACAAGAGUCUGAGCCAGUGACCAAUGCAACAUAUCCCAAUCCUCCAGGAAGCAUCAACAUAAACAAUACAACUACAAACUCCAUUUCUAUUGUGUGGGCUCCAGCCCCCUGGAUGGAGAACUCAGACGAUUUUAACUACACUGUCACCAUCAGUAAUUCUUCCUUGCCCAGAGAGUUUAAUACCAAAAUCACAUCCCAGGACCUGACAGACCUUACACCAGGAACAUUUUACAACAUCUCUGUGAGAACAACUGGACCACUCGGCUUCCAGAGUGAACGUGUUGUGAAAAACGCUUUCACAAGGCCAGAGACUGUCCAGCCGUUCAUCUCAAACCAGUCCAACAACUCCAUCACAGUGUCAUGGAAUUCUCCUGAUGGAAAUGUGGAGUCCUAUGUGGUUCUCCUGAACAGCAGCAGCAGCAGCAGUAGUAGUGUUCCACUGGACUCAAGUGCCAGGUCCCAUAUGUUUCAGAGUCUGGCAGCUGGAAAGAUAUACAAAGCCACAGUCAUAACACAGAGUGGGAUCUUUAGACAAGAGUCUGAGCCAGUGACCAAUGCAACAUAUCCCAAUCCUCCAGGAAGCAUCAACAUAAACAAUACAACUACAAACUCCAUUUCUAUUGUGUGGGCUCCAGCCCCCUGGAUGGAGAACUCAGACGAUUUUAACUACACUGUCACCAUCAGUAAUUCUUCCUUGCCCAGAGAGUUUAAUACCAAAAUCACAUCCCAGGACCUGACAGACCUUACACCAGGAACAUUUUACAACAUCUCUGUGAGAACAACUGGACCACUUGGCUUCCAGAGUGAACGUGUUGUGAAAAACGCUUUCACAAGGCCAGAGACUGUCCAGCCGUUCAUCUCAAACCAGUCCAACAACUCCAUCACAGUGUCAUGGAAUGCUCCUGAUGGAAAUGUGGAGUCCUAUGUGGUUCUCCUGAACAGCAGCAGCAGCAGCAGUAGUAGUGUUCCACUGGACUCAAGUGCCAGGUCCCAUAUGUUUCAGAGUCUGGCAGCUGGAAAGAUAUACAAAGCCACAGUCAUAACACAGAGUGGGAUCUUUAGACAAGAGUCUGAGCCAGUGACCAAUGCAACAUAUCCCAAUCCUCCAGGAAGCAUCAACAUAAACAAUACAACUACAAACUCCAUUUCUAUUGUGUGGGCUCCAGCCCCCUGGAUGGAGAACUCAGACGAUUUUAACUACACUGUCACCAUCAGUAAUUCUUCCUUGCCCAGAGAGUUUAAUACCAAAAUCACAUCCCAGGACCUGACAGACCUUACACCAGGAACAUUUUACAACAUCUCUGUGAGAACAACUGGACCACUUGGCUUCCAGAGUGAACGUGUUGUGAAAAACGCUUUCACAAGGCCAGAGACUGUCCAGCCGUUCAUCUCAAACCAGUCCAACAACUCCAUCACAGUGUCAUGGAAUGCUCCUGAUGGAAAUGUGGAGUCCUAUGUGGUUCUCCUGAACAGCAGCAGCAGCAGCAGCAGUAGUGUUCCACUGGACUCAAGUGCCAGGUCCCAUAUGUUUCAGAGUCUGGCAGCUGGAAAGAUAUACAAAGCCACAGUCAUAACACAGAGUGGGAUCUUUAGUGAAAAGUCUGAGCAAGUUACCAAUGCAACAUAUCCCAAUCCUCCAGGAAGCAUCAACAUAAACAAUACAACUACAAACUCCAUUUCUAUUGUGUGGGCUCCAGCCCCCUGGAUGGAGAACUCAGACGAUUUUAACUACACUGUCACCAUCAGUAAUUCUCCCUUGCCCAGAGAGUUUAAUACCAAAAUCACAUCCCAGGACCUGACAGACCUUACACCAGGAACAUUUUACAACAUCUCUGUGAGAACAACUGGACCACUCGACUUCCAGAGUGAACGUGUUGUGAAAAACGCUUUCACAAGGCCAGAGACUGUCCAGCCGUUCAUCUCAAACCAGUCCAACAACUCCAUCACAGUGUCAUGGAAUGCUCCUGAUGGAAAUGUGGAGUCCUAUGUGGUUCUCCUGAACAGCAGCAGCAGCAGUAGUAGUAGUGUUCCACUGGACUCAAGUGCCAGGUCCCAUAUGUUUCAGAGUCUGGCAGCUGGAAAGAUAUACAAAGCCACAGUCAUAACACAGAGUGGGAUCUUUAGACAAGAGUCUGAGCCAGUGACCAAUGCAACAUAUCCCAAUCCUCCAGGAAGCAUCAACAUAAACAAUACAACUACAAACUCCAUUUCUAUUGUGUGGGCUCCAGCCCCCUGGAUGGAGAACUCAGACGAUUUUAACUACACUGUCACCAUCAGUAAUUCUCCCUUGCCCAGAGAGUUUCAUACCAAAAUCACAUCCCAGGACCUGACAGACCUUACACCAGGAACAUUUUACAACAUCUCUGUGAGAACAACUGGACCACUCGGCUUCCAGAGUGAACGUGUUGUGAAAAACGCUUUCACAAACACUAUGGGACUCACAGAAGAUGAGCUUGAAUGUCAUGCUCCAAACCGAAGUACAAAUCCACUCCUUAAUCUGAGAUGGAAAAACCCUAAAGGAUCCAACACUGGAUUCGAAAUUACAGUCAAGAACAAGAAGUUCGUAGUCUAUGAUGAGCACCAGGACACGUGCAAUAAAGAAUGUGAACUCAACUUGACCACACAUCUUGCAUACGACACUGAAUACAGUGUGACUGUACGGACAAAGGGAAAUGGGGAGCGUGAGAAAUGGGGACAUGUCACCAAGACCUGCAAAACAGGGGUCACAGAGCCACCUGUUGUGACUGGCAAAGACAAGAUAGACAUCAAAGUGAUUUCCCACAAUCAAAUUCUUCUGAGUCUUGACCCUAGCUUCUUGGAUUCCUCGAAAGGCUUAAUACGGGACUAUGGUGUCCUGGUGUCACAGAGAAACAAUCCCAAUUUCACUUCAACAUUUUUACGUAAGAGUUAUAGUGAUUGGGAGAAAAAUAAGGACUUAAGUUACCUUUCUGUUUUAAACCAUAAUGGAAACACGCGUAGUCAAAUGGACAGGAUUGAUAUCCAUGUGGGAAGCGGAGAUGGACGAGAAAAAUACAGAAAUGGCCCACUGACCCCUACUAAAACAUACAGUUUUGCCAUUGUCACCUUUACUUGUUUGGAGAUCACAGAUGGCCUUGUGGACAUUGACCAAUCCAUUUACUCCAUAUCCAUAACCUCAAGCUGGUCUGCAAGUGUCCCUCAGGACAAAUUGGUCAUCAUAACAGCUGUGGGGACAACCUGUGGGAUUUUGAUCCUCUGUCUGUGCGUUGCUAUAGCUGUGCUCAUCUUCCUAAAGAGGAGAGGUUCUGGAAGACCAUCUUCUGACAUUCCAAUUAAUAUCAUCAGUAGUGUGCCUGUGCGGAUUGAGGAGUUUGAUGCAUACUACAAGAGGCAAUGUGCCAACAGCAAAUGUGGCUUUGCAGAGGAGUAUGAGGAUCUGAAGCCAGUCGGUACGGCCCAGUCUACAGCCACUGCCAGGGCUUUGGAGAACAAAGCAAAGAACCGAUACAGCAAUGUACUGCCUUAUGAACCAUCCAGAGUGAAGCUAUCCAUCCUUGGCAGUCAGUUUGAUGACUACAUCAAUGCAAACUACAUCCCGGGGGCAAACUCCAGGAAGGAGUUUAUCGCAUGCCAGGGUCCUCUGCCUGCCACAGUCAAUGACUUCUGGAGGAUGAUCUGGGAGAAGAAUGUCAGGUCCAUAGUCAUGCUGACCAGGUGCAACGAGCAGGGACGAGUGAAAUGUGAACAGUACUGGCCACCGGAAAAUAAGCAUUACAACAACAUCAUUGUCACAACAACUUCUGAAAUCACUCUUGAUGACUGGACCCUGAGAGACUUUGACGUCAAAAAUGUGAAGACGGCAGAGACUCGUGCCGUGCGUCAGUUUCACUACACAGCCUGGCCCGAUCACGGCGUCCCGGUGACCACCGAGCUCCUCAUUAACUUCCGCCACCUGGUCAGGGAGCACAUGGACCAGUACUCUCUCCACUCGCCCACUGUGGUGCACUGCAGUGCUGGAGUGGGCCGCACAGGAACCUUCAUCGCCAUCGAUCGCAUCAUCUUCCAGAUUGAGCGGGAGAGCAUAGUGGAUGUGUUUGGCAUCGUCUAUGACAUGCGAAUGCACCGUGCACUCAUGGUCCAGACGGAGGACCAGUAUGUGUUUCUGAAUCAAUGUGCUCUGGACGUCAUAAAGUCCAGGAUGGGGACCAACGUGGACCUGAUCUACCAGAACACAGAAGCAAUCAACAUCUAUGAAAACGUUAAGCCUGGCAAACUAUAAGUUGAGAAUGUUGAUGUAGGGGCAUUUGCUGGAGGAGAGGAUACACAGUAAAUAACCAUAAAACUGCCUUUGAUCCAGCCAGAUUGAAUUGGUUUAAAACCAAUUGCCCUAAUUUAAAUGUUGGGCAAAGUCUAAAGUCUAACCAAUGCUUGCAUAAUAAUUACGCAAGAUCUAUUCGCAAAUUUAACACCAUGAGAAAGAUUCUAAGCACAAACUAGAAAAUCACUCAGAGAGCGCAGACUUUCGCCAAGCGAAAACAUAACCUCCUCCCGGAUCCAGACAGUGAUACGGAUCACUCCCAAAAUAUAAUAAUUUCUUCCUUGUCAUUUCAGACCUUCCCUGAAAAUGUUAUUGAAAUCCAUCCAUAACUUUUUUAGUUAUCUUGUGAACAAACAGACAAGCAAACAGACAGACAGAUAGACAGACAGACAAACAAAAAAACCCUGAUGAAAACAUAACCUCCUUGGCGGGGGGUAAUAAUGGUGGGUCAACGAAAAGCUUAUUCACGCCACAUAAAACCAGUAGUUCUUUGCCCACAGAUACUUUGCACUUUGUCCGACAUUCAAAUUAGGGCCCCAGGGCUAUAAAUGCAGGAGUGUAGCAGCAUACAACAGCUAAUGGGCAUUUGGUAUUUUUAGUUUAACUGAUGGGUGAAAUCAAAUUGAUAAUGUUAGCUGUUAAUAAUGUGGAAGAACAAUUAUGCAGCACAUGAUGGGCAUCGGUUUUGUUUUAAAAACAAACCAGAAAAAGAGGGGGGUUAUUGUGAAAGAAGGCCUGGCCUGGCCUGGGCUACCAUGAAAGGUUUGGGAACCACUAAUUUAUCAGAACUGGAUGUCUAAUACACAGCUUGCACUUCUUUAUUCUAUACUUCUCAUCUGUAUUUGAGAAACAGAGAGAGAGAGCAAGAGAGAGAGAGAGAGAGAGAGAGAGAGAGAGAGAGAGAGAGAGGAUGGUGAUGCGUUGAGUGUAUUUUUGAAGACCUUUGGUGGACUUUUGCUUUUAGCGUUGAGUGUGGUCUAUCUUGCCUUGAUAUCUAUGCACUGAUCUUCUAAUAACUGCUUAAACAUGUUACUGUGAGGUGUGUAUUUUAGCUUAUGUUGAUAUAUUGACUUCAUACUACUAGUGUACUUGCACUGUCUUUUCACUGUGCCAUGCUGUACCUCUUGUUUUAUAACUCUUUUUUUGUUGUUUUGGGACUAUUUUUUAAUAACAACAUGCCAUGUCGAUAAUUACAUACAAUUUUAAUUCAAAGGGAUACAUGUACUGGAGUCGGAAAUCUAUACUUGUAACCACCCAAGGUUUUUUUAUGAAGUACUUAAUAAUUUAUCAUAUAAUUUAAUAUUUCUGUUGAUAAGUAAUAGCUUCACUAGGCAAACUGCUGUUGUCUCUCAGAGGUACAGAUAGAGAACAUGUCUGUCACUGGUCGUGCUAUUUAAUUCACUGUAUUUCAGCUGUAUUUAUGUUUUUUUUUGUUUGUUUUUUAAAUCUCAAUAUGGAGAUGUAUUUAUAUGUUCUUAAAUGAACUACUGCUCCAAUGACUGCCAAGGUAUGACUCCAACUAAUGAAUGAUAAAUGUUCAUGCACAUAUUUAUUGUAGAAUAAAAUUAUUAGUAGACAUGUAAACCUGACACAGUAGUGUUGAAGGACCAAAGAGAAGAACUGUGCACAUGACACUUCAAAAUGCCUGUGGUUGCACAAAAUAACUUACCAUUGUGAUCCUUGCAGAAAUAAACAAAGGUACCAAUAAUGUUGCAGAAUAACUUCAGCUGCCUGGAAGAUGUGGCCAUCUUUUUUUAUAUAUAUAUAAAAUCAUCAUCCUGGAGUAGUUAUCUGCAGAAGAUUUUUUUUGUUUUUAUGUUUAAGUGUAUCAUGUUAGUGAUAUUGUUCAUUCAACAAAUGAUGUUGGGCUCACGUAGCAAAAACAUGGCUACAGUGUUCCCUUCCCAUUUGUACCUGUGUACUCUUCAAAUGAUGCUGAUUGUACAUUUUAUUUGUUUCCAUAUUUUGUGUGUGAUAGAGAUACUGCUGGAAAGGUUUUUUUUAUUUCAUAAACUUUUCUUUUUGAUAUAAAAUGUGAAUUUGGUAAAUGGCUUUAUUGUACAUUACUGAUUUGUAUUCUUGCUUUAGCUUUAGCUCUAUGCACUGUAGACACUUUGGAAAUAAAAAAAUAUAUUAUUUUUAGGUGUUAAUGCCCUACAGCUAUUAGCCUAUCUUUUACUGUUGUAUAAUGUACUGUAUUUCUUCAUAUAAAACUUAAUAAAAUUCAGAAGUGAUACAGUAUAUGCUUUGGACUGUUACGUGGCUGUGUGUGUGUGUGUGUGUGUGUCUGCACUGCAGUGCCCUACAGAGAAUGGUAUGUUCUGCCGCAAGCCUACAGUACCAUCAGAGUACUUCUCCCUCUGCAGGACACCAACAGAGUAUGAAUAAGUGCACAGAAUACUUUAAAGGACAUUUCACGCCCUGACAAUGGACUUUUUAAACCACUGAGCCAGCCACAGCACUAUCACAGCUACCAUAUUAGUUUCUGGUGAUGGCUAAAUAGCACUCAGUACUGUCAUCUAUGGUAAAGUGGGUUGGUCGUCUUUGACAGAGUGGAGAAAAAAAUAAUCUGUUAAGAUAGUGUUGGGAACUUACCAGGUUAUGUUUCAAGCUAAUCUAAAAGGUUGGCAGCCAUGGAAAGUAUGUUUGUAAAAGGCUAAUUGAAAAUAAAGAAAA